Messenger RNA from Ciona intestinalis (vase tunicate), 998 nucleotides. NCBI's taxonomy places the organism in Eukaryota, Metazoa, Chordata, Ascidiacea, Phlebobranchia, Cionidae. The record is from RefSeq and is a predicted model, not a curated record.
AUGAACAGGCAUGCGCCCCCACAACCCCCGCCGCCCCAAGCAGCAGCCCUACAACCCCCGCCGCCUCAAACAACAGCCCCACAACCCCCGCCGCUCCAAACAACAGCCCCACAACCCCCGCCGCCCCAAACAACAGUCCCACAACCCCCACCGCCGGUAACAGGUGAGCGAGUACCAACCACAACGAGUACAACAGCAGCACCAACAUUACCAGCGGGCGCACCAGAUGGACAAACAACUUUUAAUCCCACCGAUCUAAUAUUUGGUGACGAACCGAUUGUUGAAGAUGGCUGUCCAGUGUUGCAAUUAAGAAACGGUGAACUUGGCUGUACAUCAGGAAACGCUACAGGGUCUUCGUGUAUGUUUGAAUGCUUUGAGGACGAGGGUUACGUUCCGUAUCCAAGCACGUCAUUCGAAACUAGAUGUGACGGAACAGAGUGGAGUAAACCACUGCCAUGCUGCGCACGUAUCCACCUCCCCAACAGUGCAAUCCAUAUAACUAAGCAAUUGAUUUCAGGCACUUGUCCUCCUUACGCAAGAACCGACGUCAUUAUUUUGCUCGGUAUAACAUCUCCGACAAAUUGGCGCAGUGUCAGUGAGUUUGUUCAAGCAAUAACGAGUUCUUUCACUAUUUCCAACGAGCAAGUGAACUUUGGGAUCGUACGUUAUCACAGCUCCGUUGAUACUGCUUCUCAAAUUCUACUCCGUUAUUAUCCUAACCAUCCUGACCAAAUACUUUUCGCAAUCGCACGAAUCCCGUUUGGAAACGGAGGAUCAAGGGCAGGGAAAGCAAUGGGCUAUACAAGCAAUGCAAUGUUGGUGGAAGCUAACGGAAAUCGACCAGACGCCCCAAACAUCGUGUUGCUUAUAACAGAUACAAUGUCACAGGAUAGUUUUACCUCAGAAGCAGCACGACUUAGAUCCCAAACCGAAAAGGUUUGCUAUAUAGUUUGUAUACUGUGAAGCGCUUGAACAAGUCCUUUAUAGAAGUUAACCGU